AUGGCGUCAUCGCACUUCAACCGCGGACCAAACAUUCCCGUCUCCAAGCAGAUAUUCCCGGGCAAGGAGCAUGAAAUCCCAAGCCUGAGAGAAGGGCACCUACCCACAGCCACUGGAGAAAGGACUCCGUAUCGCGCAGCAAACAAGCUGCUGGGCAAGCGGGCCAUCAUCACCGGAGAAGACAGCGGUAUUGGCGCAGCCGCCGCACUCUUAUUCGCCAAAGAAGGCGCAACCUCGACCAUCGCAUACCUCCCGGAAGAAGAGGAAGAUGCGCAACAGACGAAGAGAGAGAUUGAGGAGCUGGGGCAAGCGUGCCAUCUAAUCCCUAUCGACCUUGUCAAGAGGGAAAAUUGGGUGGUUGAUUUCGCGGUCGAGAAGAUGGGCGGUGUUGACAUUCUCUUCAACAACGCGGCGUAUCAGAUGAUGGUCGAGGACAUUGCCGACCUGGAAGAGGACCAGUGGGUGCACACCUUCAACAUAAACAUGCACUCGUACUUUUACAUGGCCAAGUAUUCUCUCCGUCACAUGAAAGAGGGCGCUGUCAUGAUCAACAAUGCGUCUAUCAAUGCGUACAUUGGUCGACCCGAGCUCCUCGAAUACACGUCCUCCAAGGGUGCGAUAGUGUCUUUUACCAGAGGGCUAAGCAACCAGUGCAUCUCGAAAGGGAUUCGGGUAAACGCAGUGGCGCCAGGACCAGUUUGGACUCCUCUGAUCCCUGCCACCAUGAGCGAAAAGGCCCAGAACGAAUUUACGAGCCCAAUGGGUCGGCCCGCGGAGCCGUCGGAGAUUGCGACCUGUGUGGUUUUCCUGGCAUCGUUGGACAGCUCCUGCGUCAGCGGGCAAACGAUCCAUUGCAAUGGUGGCGAGGUGGUAAAUGGGUAG
Molecule: messenger RNA, 882 nt
Organism: Ustilaginoidea virens
Lineage: Eukaryota; Fungi; Ascomycota; Sordariomycetes; Hypocreales; Clavicipitaceae
Exons: 4
Coding region: 1-882 (293 amino acids)
Molecular function (GO): oxidoreductase activity
Source: RefSeq, a predicted model, not a curated record